This is a messenger RNA of Spirodela intermedia, 561 nucleotides long. The record is from the annotation of a GenBank genome assembly. Lineage: Eukaryota; Viridiplantae; Streptophyta; Magnoliopsida; Alismatales; Araceae.
AUGGUAGUCGGCUGCGACACCCAGGCGUUCGUCCAUUUCAAAGAAGGUGCCGCCGGCUGCUUGACUUAUUCCACCAGCUCGAAGGCUCUGAGGGAAAGCGGCUGUAAGGGAUUGGGAUCUCGAUGGGGAUUGGGCUGCUGCACGUCAGAGAUCCCCAACGGCCUCAAGUCUCUGGAGGCGAAUAUCAGCAGAUUUGCUAACUACGCCAACUCCCUAGCCUCCGACCAUUGUGGCUUCGCGUUCUUGGCGUCGGGGUAUAGCUACGAUUUUCCCCCCUCUGAUCUCGAUGACAGAAAAUUGGCCGACGCGGAUGUACCCAUAGAGCUCGAUUGGUCAAUCGGGAACCAGACCUACGAUGAAGCCGAGAGAAAUUCUGCCAGGGGAUACGCCUGCCCCAGCAAUAACAGUAGAUGCUAUGGUCGGUAUGAGGGCCGCGUCGGAUACCUCUGUCGCUGCUCCAGCUACAACGGCAAUCCUUAUCUGGAGAGCGGCUGCGAAGGUAUAGCGACUGCGGGCUCCACGACGACCUGCCUCUAUUUUACCCAUAUUGCUCAGACAUGA